AUGUCAAUCGAUCAAGAACAAAAACAGCAACGACCAACUAACCAUCCAACAAUCGACCACCAUCCAUCCAUCAUCUCAUUAGCAACACCCACCAUCCUACUCGUCCCAAUUCAACCCAUCAGCCUAGACACUUUCAAUGGGAUCGUGCAACUCUUCAAACAGUUUUCGACCUUCCCCCUCUCAGAACUAAGCUCAGCAAACAACCCAACCCAAACUCCACCCGCUUCACCCUUACUCAAUACAUCAAGCCAACCUCAACUGCUGCUCAACUUCAACUCCACCUAUUUCUUCUCACCCUCAUCGAUCUAUCACAAGUUCUUGCAUACCUUCCAACCACAUAGGAAACCAUUCGGAAUAAUCGGAAUAGUCGACUGUUCUCAUUGGGGGCCGUCAUCUGACCAUCAUCGCCAUCAACCAUCCACUCGUCCCAAUCUUGCGACCUCUGGUACACUCAAUGAUGCACUCAGAUCCUUCGAAAUCUUAUUGGCCACUCAUCAUCCCAGAACUCCGGUCGGAAGAUGCUUUGGAUUCUAUCCAACCGAUAACCAGCAAGAUAACGUCGAUGGAUUGGUCCUGAUUCCUCACGUUGGCGAUCAAAAGUUCUACCUCCAACGUUUGAUCACCGAAUUUGCCUCCGAUCUCAUCCGAUCUUUCCAACAUCUCUCAGCUGUUCUCCAAUCGACCUCAAGCUUAGAAACUCCAAGACAAUCCUAUAAUUCAGCUUUAUUUGAUUCGAUCCCAAUCUUACCACCUCUGCAUUUGAUCCCAAAUCCAGCACUACGAUCACCACCCGAUGAAGCUCCAGCUGGGAUGCUUCACCCCACAGCAUCAUCCUCAAAAUUGGCUGCACCCAAGGCUCGUCAACCGAUGGAUUAUAUGCUGAACGACAUGAAGCUUUCAUCUGAACCAGUCUCCCCUCGUGCUACGCGCCCUGACGAGCCCAAUCAUUCCACCUCGGUACCCCCUGCCAUCAAUAACCGGCUUCUGAAUGGCGAAAACCGAAUUCCCGCCUCGUUUUCUCCUCCUCCAAUCGACUCACGAGUCCGUAAAAGACAUAUCGGUCGAAUAAGAAAAGUAGAAGCUGAUCUAGAACUUUUAGCUGCGAAACCGAUCAAUGCACUCAAGAUCUACAGCGAAGCGAUCGGUCAUCUAAAAUUAGCAAGCGACUAUGUCUGGUGGGCUGCAGCGCUCGAAGGACUAGCAGUCACCAAGAUGCUCUCAUUACUUGCAGGGGUGGUUGCCGAGAACAGCGUACAAGAAAUAUCAGAUGACUUGGAGCUAGCCGUCGAAACGUAUUCGAAAGCCCUUUCAAGGUCAUUUGAUGGGACGUUGGUCCAUGGAAAUUUAGAAUCUGUCGAGCCUCUGGUAUUCGUGGAAUCUGUCAUAAGACUCUUGGAUUUCAAAUUGGAACUGAUCGAGCUACGUGACUCACAAGUGGAACGUGCAGAUGGGGAACUUUUGCGCAUGCUUCUGGGAAAUCAUCUCGCUCAGCGUCGUAAAUCAGACCAUCGCAAACCGUUUUCUCUCGAACUCAGGUUGGAUAUCAAUCGAAUAGGAUCUAUGGUUGAAUUGGCCGUUGAUGGAUUAAGAUUUGCAGAGGAUCGAAUUCGUGCGUUGAGUAAAUUAGUAGGCGUGUUUGAGAGAAUUGGCUUCAUGAGGAAGGCAGCCUGGUUCAAACGGAAAUUGGUCGGCGUGGUAGUGGAACAGAUUGGCAAAUUUCGUGGAUCGAUCCCAUUGCAAGGACGGCAAGAGCUGGUGAAGCUGAUCGAGGAGGUGUGCAAGUCGUUUCGAGUUCCAAUUGACGAGCUUUCUCACCAACCCGUCGUGAUCGAUUACCGCCUCGGUCGGAUUGAUCAAGCUCAAGCAGGAUGGAAGGAGCUUCAGCUUGGAGUCUUACUGGACGCAGUGAUUGCUUGUGGUCAACUGGAAGAAAACUUGAGUGAAUUAAAGUUUCGGUUGAAGUUGAAUGAGUUUCUUGAUCACCACGGAUCACAUGACCUUGAGAUCAAGGAUGAUGAUAGGAGGAUCAACUGGCUUUUCAAGACUCUCGCCCAUCCAUCGCUAAAAUAUUGGGGACCGAGGCAGAUCGUUCUGACGCUGGAGCUUGUUCCGUUGUCCGAUCGGCAUGCACUCAUACCGUAUCAUACACGUCCAAUCUUACAGACAGGGAUCCAUGCCGGGACAAACGACAUACCCUUGCCAACGUUUUACUACAACCACAAUCGCACACCUACGGGCAUGGGGAAAGACAAGGCACUGCCGUUAAAGAUGGUCAAAGACGAACCGAUCAAUGUCUUGGUUACUUUACAGAAUCCUAUGUCAAUUGACCUUGAAAUAUUGAUGAUUUGUUUAAGUGCGAUCGGAAUACCGUUUGAAGCAAUAAAAACACAAACUGUGGUCAAGUCCCGAACGGUGAAGACAAUUGCAUUGACCGGGGUUCCGUUGUCGAGUGGAACGUUAAAGAUUAAGGGAUGCCAGGUGCAGUUAAUUGGAUGCGAUGAACCUCAAGAGUUCAUCUUGCCGAUUGGAAAGCCGAAAUGGAACAAGAAAGACGAAGAAGAAUUGCUUAGCUGUGAAGUGGUUGACGGCUUGCCCUUUUUGAGGAUUGUCAGUGGCUGUGAGGAAUUAGCCGGAGGUGGUGGAGUGAUGGUCUAUGAUGGCGAGGUGGUAACGAUCGAGAUCAAGAUCAUGAACACCUCUAAAGUUCGGGCUGAUUGGAUCGAUGUGGCUGUGCAAGACAGUUUGAGUGACCAGAUGAAGAAAACACUAGACGAUCCACAAAGUAGCCACCACGCUACCUACGAGCGAUAUCAACUGGAAUAUGAACUAGUCCACCGGCCAGUGCUGAGUGUCACGUGGACUGACUCGAUUGACGCUCUUGGGAUGGGAUGGGUCAGACUGAAGUGUUUGGGUAAGGCCGGCUGUCGGUCUGUUGGCGUGAGGAUCGAGUACGAUGUGGAUGGUGGAUUGAAUCUGAAAAGACAUCUUGAAUGGAGCAUCGGCUUAUCUGUUCAGAAAUCUCUCAACGUCGUUGGAUUCGAAAGCUUAGCCGGUGGCAUGCUCAUCAUCAAGGUUCAAAACUCUGCUCAAGGCGGGCAAGUGUUUGAGGUGGAAGCUAAAGGUAGUUAUCGCGGCAGGGCCGACUCCCAAUCGUUUAUCAUAGAAAGUCAGAAGCAAGUCAUUCAACCUGGUUCAACUCACGCAUUUUUGAUCGAAAUCGAACCAAUCAAAGUCACUCAGCUCGAUUCGGAAAGAUCCAUACCUUCUCUGAUUGAUCGUCAAUUUGUUGUCACUCAUCGGCAAGACAAGCAUGAUGAUCCUGCUGAUGAUGGUGAUGUGAAUGACACAACCAACAAGUAUCGCCACAACAAGCGCAUCUCUAAGGAGAAAUUGGCACAUGCCGAGCUGUUGAAGUUUUGGAUUAAAGAUCGACUUCUGAAUACUAUCACAAUGGAAUGGCGUGAAGUUGGGACAAAUAAGUUUGGAGAGAUCAGUUUGAGAGGAGUACAAGUCGAUCAACAGAUGGUCACCAACUUGAGAUCCCAUGAGGUUUCGGUUCAGUUGAGCGUUCUCAAUCAAGAUCUCCAUCACAUAAAUGACAAGCCGCUGGAUGAACUUCAUCGAUCCUCCUUGAGACCUCAAACUUUACUCGAGAUCGACACAUUUUACUCCGUUCUUACUAAAAUCAAAAACCAAUCAGGAAUGAAGAAGAAAGUCGACUGUUUGGUUAAAGUGAUGCGAUUAGAUGGGACGAUCAUCCCAACAAGCAGUCAUACAACUGAAGAUCAAAGCGAGUCGUUGAUUUAUCUGAUUGAGGGCGUGGUUCAAGACCAGGACUGCCAUGAAUUUCCUCAUGAGCACCAGUGCAACCAGGGAGGCACAAGGACGGUUAUGUUGGACGAAAAUGAUGAGGAUGAAGGACACCAGGUUGAGAUGAAAAUCUGCUUCUUGACUCAAGGUGCUUUCUUACUCCAAGCCGUCGCUCUCGACUCCUUUCCUCAUCAGCAUCUUGACCAUCAUCCUCAUUCUCCUCUUGGGACAUCUGAGGUUAUUCAUUUGGUUGUCUCUUAG
This is a messenger RNA of Puccinia graminis f. sp. tritici CRL 75-36-700-3, 4071 nucleotides long. RefSeq lists its product as uncharacterized. The record is from RefSeq and is a predicted model, not a curated record. The transcript is spliced from 9 exons. Gene Ontology annotation, cellular component: trans-Golgi network. Lineage: Eukaryota; Fungi; Basidiomycota; Pucciniomycetes; Pucciniales; Pucciniaceae. Bases 1 to 4071 code for a protein of 1356 amino acids.